Chiloscyllium plagiosum (whitespotted bambooshark) is the source of this 4076-nucleotide messenger RNA. Its product is annotated as E3 ubiquitin-protein ligase MGRN1-like. Gene Ontology annotation, cellular component: cytoplasm; early endosome; nucleus. Gene Ontology annotation, molecular function: ubiquitin protein ligase activity. The record is from RefSeq and is a predicted model, not a curated record. Lineage: Eukaryota; Metazoa; Chordata; Chondrichthyes; Orectolobiformes; Hemiscylliidae. Gene Ontology annotation, biological process: protein ubiquitination; negative regulation of G protein-coupled receptor signaling pathway; endosome to lysosome transport.
AGGGCGAGGGCCUGAGGGUUGGGGGGUGGGGGGUGUUGUUCUCGUUUAUUCAGUGUCCCCCGCUUGCCCCUGCACCCGGGACGGUAUAACCAUGGGCUCGGUGCUCAGCCGGAGAAUCGCAGGAGUCGAGGAUAUCGAUAUCCAGGCUAACUCGGCCUACAGAUACCCACCGAAAUCUGGAAAUUACUUUGCAAGCCAUUUCUUCAUGGGUGGGGAGAAGUUUGAUACUCCACAUCCUGAGGGAUACCUGUUUGGUGAAAAUAUGGACUUGAAUUUCUUGGGAAACCGCCCUGUACAGUUUCCAUAUGUGACACCAGCGGCUCAUGAGCCUGUGAAGACCUUACGCAGUUUGGUUAAUAUUCGAAAAGACUCUCUUCGCUUGGUCAGGUACAAAGAUGAAGCUGACAGUCUGACAGACGAGAAUGCAAAGCCAAAAGUGCUCUACAGUGUGGAGUUUACCUUUGAUGCUGAUGCGCGUGUUGCAAUAACCAUCUAUUGUCAGGCAACAGAGGAAUUCCAUGGUGGUAUGGCAGUAUAUACAUCAAAGCAUCCUUCCAUGCAUUCUGAGACCAUCCAUUACAAGCGAGGUGUGAGCCAGCAGUUCUCACUUCCUUCUUUUAAGAUUGACUUCUCCGAAUGGAAGGAAGAUGAGUUAAACUUUGAUCUAGACAAAGGAGUUUUUCCUUUAGUCAUUCGGGCAGUGGUUGAUGAAGUGGAUGAAUAUUCUGGGCAUGCCCAUAUUCUAUUGGCUGCAAUGGAAAAACACGUCGAUGGAAGCUUUUCUGUGAAGCCAUUAAAGCAAAAGCAGAUUGUCGACCGAGUCAGCUAUCUGCUCCAAGAAAUAUAUGGCAUUGAAAAUAAGAAUAACCAAGAAACAAAGCCUUCCGAUGAUGAGAACAGUGACAACAGCAACGAGUGUGUUGUGUGCUUGUCUGACCUACGUGAUACCUUAAUCUUACCGUGUAGACAUCUGUGCUUGUGCAGUACCUGUGCAGACACACUCCGGUAUCAGGCAAAUAACUGUCCGAUCUGCAGAUUGCCAUUUCGAGCAUUAUUGCAGAUCCGAGCUGUGAGGAAAAAGCCUGGGGCCUUGUCACCAGUUUCAUUUAGUCCUGUCUUAGCACAGACUAUGGACCAUGAUGAUCACUCAACAUCGGAACAUAUUCCUCCUGGAUUUGAGCCAGUUUCCUUACUGGAAGCUUUAAAUGGACUUCGUUCAAUUUCUCCGUCUGUCCCUUCUGCUCCCCUUUAUGAAGAAAUCAGCUAUUCUGGAAUUGGGGAUGGCUUGUGUACAUCAGUCAGGCAGCUGUCAGCAAAGGACAAGAUGAUAGAUAAUUGUCCCCAAAAGCCCAAACUGAGCAAAUCUUCAGAAAGCAGUCUGCGCUCUCCAUCUUCUCCAAUACAAGAAGAGGAUGAAGAAAAGCUUUCAGAAGAUUCUGAUGUUCUGUUACAAAAGAACGGAGCACAACAGCCCAAUGAAAUUAGCUCACAAGAAAGUAGUACAAUUGCAGAAACCCCAGAAAUCGAAGCACAAGAUCAAGUCGAUAGAACAUACUCUGAGGAAAUAGUACAAGAUAGCAACAAUGAGCACAAAAGACAUAUUGAGGAAGAUGGGGAAACUCCUCUCGAGAUGACCCUGCCAGGAACCUCAGACUCGACUGAAAGCUUGAAAAGCCAGAGCACUAACAGUUCAUCUCAGCCUCUUCUUGCUGUCUCCAGUACUGUUCACAUAGAGGACGAGAACCAGAUUGCUUGAAAAUUCAAACCAACAUCAGAAUGACCAAUUGCAUGUGCCAUGUAAGCUCUCCUGUCUGUGUUACAGACCUGUCCCCAUGGCAUACUAAACUGUUUUGUAAUAGUUUGCCAUGUUUCAUGGUGUGCUCGUUUGUGACUCAUUUGUUUCUUCUUGCGUUUCCACUGAUUUUGGCAGUUCAACCAAUCUAUUCCAGGCAAUGUUCAGACUUCUAAUUUAUAAUAGUUAUUGUUCUAUAAUGUCUUUCAAAGCACAUUCUACAGUAACAGGAAAUACAUUUACUGACCAGACACUUUAAACUUUAUUUCUGUUUACUAUUUGCAGGGAAAACCAAGACAGCUCAAGUUUUCUUUUAAGGAAACAGCAUUAACACUUGGUGGUAGCUUAACUGACAAACUCAAUUAUAAAGGCUAAAGUAUAGUAAUCAAGAUAGUUAUUUAUGAAACCAUUUAAUCAAAAUCGAAGCUGUUUUGGAUUUUUGCAGCAUAGUAACUAAUAUUUAAUGCAUGAUUGGUUUAAAUAAAAUGGCAUUUGUAAAACAGCAGCACAAAGUCCUGAGUUUGUGCUUUGGGCAAGGUCUGUUUUUAUCACGUGUGUAGUUCUUUUUCUUGUACAAGUUCACUUUUAAAACUUUGUAUCUUUCCAACCUGCUGAAAUGUCAGACUUCAAUGUUCCAUUUGUUUCUGUCAACAUUCUUUAACCCAAUGAACUCCGAGAAACAGAACCAUGCAUCUUUCAAACUAUAUAUUCCAGGCCAUUGAAGUGCAAGCAGGUGAUUAUUUCCCAUUCUAACCUAAGAAAUAUAUAAUUUCUUCUGACUACUUUAAUCUUCAUGUACAUUUUUGUGAUAAUUUGCAGUAUACUUUGAAUGUGUAGCUCAUGUAAUAUCUUAUUUAUCUGUUUGCCAUUGUGAUAUUUAUUGUAAAAGCUUAUAUAGUAACGUGGCGAUGGAAAAUUGAAAACUUAAGUAAAUCAAAUCGGCCCAUAGAUUUUGGAAACGCUCAACAGGUUCUGGCAGCAUCUGUGGAGUGGAGAGAGAUCAGUUAACAUUUCGGGUCAAGUGUCUCUUGCUCAGGACUGCCUCAGGGGUUCUGAGGAAGGGUCACUCAACCUAAAACGUUAAUUCUUGAAUUUUCUCCAUGGAUGCUGCCAGACCUGCUGAACUUUUCCAGCAAUUUCUGUUUUUGUUUCUGAUUUACAGCAUCUGAAGUUCUUACAGUUUUUAUUUAGGCCCAUAAUUUUAUUGAAUUUUUGAGAAAUUAAAUCCUAAAGCUCCAGCCUUUCAGUGUACCAUUGGCUGGGUUUUCCACUGCUCCCAAUGUGAACCUUGAUAGCCUGGCAUUUUACUCUCAUUUUAGACCUAAUUUUCAACAAAAAUGUAAUUGGUAACUUAAUCAUUACAGUUUAUUUGGCUAUUUUGCUUGAACUUUUCUUUGCAGUUAAUGAGAUGUUAUGCUUCUGAUGCUGGAUGUCUAACCAUUGAUAUUCUCCCCGAAAGUAGUUUCUAACUAAUUGUUGCUUUCCCUCCAAUAGAAGGGAUAGUGUCCAUUUUGUUUCACGUUCUUAACAAGUUUUCCAUCAAAUUUCAUGAAAGACAACAUUGAUAUAGAAAGUAAAUGGUAAAAAUAUGCAGCUGAAUUGAGCACAGACAAAUACUUUGUAACGGCAAAAAUAUUUUAAUGGUCCUUGUUCAGUGUACAUCGCCUGUCUCUGAUUAUACUAUGGUUUGUUCCCAACUCUAUCCAUUGCGACAAAAGGAAAACAAUCAGCGUAUGUGUAACAUUUAUCCACACUCGGUGUACACUUUUACUGUAUUCACAUUAUUCUUGAAUAUUUUGCAAUGUUUGGGAACACUGAGUGUUCAGGCGGUGUUAAUACAGUAAAUUCAUUCAACUCCACCUGCUGACAUGGUGUCUUUACUCUGUGCCUUGUACCUGAUCUUAUGAUAAAAGUAUUUGUAAGAGGGGGGAAAAAACCUUGUCAUUUGAUACGGUGAUUGUGAUUCAGCAAAAUCUGGAAUUUCAAGCUGUUUUGAAUGAAAAUACAAAUUUUCUAUAAGCUGUACUGUAAAUAGAUGCUUAGUUGAAUGUAUUGUGAAUUGACACCGAAAUCUCAUACGAGAGCAGAAUAAAGUGGGUUGUCUCUUGUAGAUUUUAACGUUUAGUCACUCAUUUCCAUAGAGCUUCAUUGCUGCAUUUAUUAAAGAAUGUAUCACAUGCAUCCUUUUAAAAGAUUGAACAAGUUCACUAAUUUCAUAUAAAUGUGAUUUUGCAUUUGUUUGUAGUAUAUUGUAUUGUAAUAAAAUGUAGCAAGCAACACUAAA